GCUUUUCGUCAAGAUGGCGCCUAAAGCGAAGAAGGAAGCUCCUGCCCCUCCCAAAGCCGAAGCUAAAGCGAAGGCCUUGAAAGCCAAGAAGGCAGUGCUGAAAGGCGUCCACAGCCACAAAAAGAAGAAAAUCCGCACAUCGCCCACUUUUCGACGGCCCAAGACUCUGCGGCUACGAAGGCAGCCUAAAUACCCCCGAAAGAGCGCGCCCAGGAGGAACAAGCUUGACCACUAUGCCAUCAUCAAAUUCCCCCUGACCACCGAGUCAGCCAUGAAGAAGAUAGAAGACAACAACACACUGGUGUUCAUUGUGGAUGUCAAGGCCAACAAGCAUCAGAUCAAACAGGCUGUGAAGAAACUCUACGACAUUGAUGUGGCCAAAGUCAACACCCUCAUAAGGCCCGAUGGAGAGAAGAAGGCAUAUGUUCGGUUGGCUCCUGAUUAUGAUGCUCUGGAUGUUGCCAACAAAAUUGGAAUCAUCUAAACUGAGCCCAGCCGGCUAAUUCUAAAUAUACACUUUUUCACCAUAAAAAAAAAAAAA
Messenger RNA from Myodes glareolus (Bank vole), 541 nucleotides. NCBI's taxonomy places the organism in Eukaryota, Metazoa, Chordata, Mammalia, Rodentia, Cricetidae. The record is from RefSeq and is a predicted model, not a curated record.